This is a messenger RNA of Scatophagus argus, 2407 nucleotides long. RefSeq names its product hyaluronidase 3 (gene hyal3). Gene Ontology annotation, cellular component: acrosomal vesicle. The record is from RefSeq and is a predicted model, not a curated record. Gene Ontology annotation, molecular function: hyalurononglucosaminidase activity. The transcript has 7 exons. Lineage: Eukaryota; Metazoa; Chordata; Actinopteri; Scatophagidae. Gene Ontology annotation, biological process: hyaluronan catabolic process; carbohydrate metabolic process. The coding region runs from base 945 to 2333 and encodes 462 amino acids.
UUUCAACUUUUUUUUAAAUAAGGAAAGCUUAAAAGUAGUCUAUGCUUUACUGAAAUAGUAAAUGUAUGUAACCAGUGUAUCUGAAGUGUCAGUUUUUGAUUCAGCCAUAUACUGUACACUCAUCCACAAGGCAUGGAUAAAACACCUUACCUUGCAGUGCAAGAGUCUUGCAGUAAAUACAGCUUGUUAAUUUUAUUAAUGGUGCAUAUUAUGUGUUACAGAGGUGAUGACUGAACUUAUGAUAUUUGUGAUGCGCCAAUUUGCAAUACUAUAAAGCAAAUAUCCUGUUAAAUGUGUUUCAUUGUUGGUGAGGGUCAACUAUGCUGUUUUAUUGUAUGUGCUACCAGGUCAGCUGCUCAGACAUAGCUCAUUGUAGAAUACUUAUUAAUGCAGCUGCACGCGUGACACCUUUUAGUAAAAUUGCGUUUGAGCAGUGUGUUUCACCUUUAACAAAGGUCUUAUGAUUUCCGUGUUUUGUAAAUACAUAACACUUCACCUCAACAUUUACUGCAGGCUGUAAUUUAUUGUGCAGUAUCAACAGGUAGGUAGCGCCAUCUUAUUUUAUGCAAUAACACUCCUAUCCGCAGGGUGGCACAAUGGCUGCUUAGACCAAUGAGAAGAUCAACAGCAACAUUUCCUUCUGUAACAUACCAGGCCGUAUUGACGUCCAAAACUGAUCGGAGAGCAGCUGUCGUUGACGGUCAUCAGUAUUUAUUUCACGUUGUAAGAUUUAAACCUGGUCGUAGAUCAGCUGUGGUUCAAACACCCCCUCUGUUCAGGAAGACGAGCACCGGCGAGGAACCGCGAGAAUAAAAAUGUAGGUAACGUAGCAAUGUGAUAAACGACCAAGAGUGUUGCGUGUUAUUCACUAAUAAGCAGCAAACUUAUGAUCUGCCAUAACAUCUAACAAAUGCCACGAAAGAUACGUCAGAGGGUGAACAUCCAUGGUGCUAUCUCACCUCCCUCUCCCCUUUCUCCCCUUCUUGCUGCUCUCUCACAUCCUCUGCUCCUCUCUGUCACAAGUCUCCACCCAUGGAGCGGACCUCCCCCACAGCCCCCCACCCGCUGUGUCUGCAGCACCUCCCGUCCUGCAGAGGCAGCCCUUCGUCGUGGUGUGGAACAUACCCACGGCACGCUGUCAGAAACGCUACAAUGUUGAGCUGGACCUGGGAGACUUUGAUAUUGUGGAGAACAGACAGCAACGCUUCCAGGGACAGAAAAUGACCAUAUUUUACCGAGACCGCCUGGGGAAAUAUCCAUACCUCUCCCGAGAGGGCACCCGGGUGAACGGAGGGAUACCACAGCUUGGUGACCUGUCAGCUCACCUUUCCCUUGCUGCGACACAGAUGUCCUACUUGCUGCAGCCAAACUUCACCGGUUUAGCUGUUAUUGACUGGGAAGAGUGGUGGCCACUGUGGGAGAGGAACUUUGGAACCAAGAUGGCGUACCGGAGGCUGUCCAACCUGCUGGUGAGACAGGAGAGGCCAGAUUUGUCAGACAGGGACAUUACAUUGUUGGCAAGGCAAAAGUUUGAGGAGAGCGCUCGAAAGUUCAUGGAGGAGACACUGCAGUUGGCGGUCAGAGGUCAUCCAAAGGGACUCUGGGGGUUUUAUAGUUUUCCUGCCUGCUUAAACGAGCAUAAGAGAAAAACAGAUAAAAGCUACACGGGAUGCUGCAACAAGGGGACCAAAAGGAACAAUGACCGGCUGUCCUGGCUUUGGCGUCAGUCAACAGCUCUCUAUCCCAGUAUCUACCUGCCACAAAGGCUCGCAGGAUCCAUGGAUGCAGCGCUGAUGAUGAGACACAGGCUGCUGGAGGCUUUGAGGGUGGCAUCAGUUUGGCGCCAUAGCAACACCUCCAGCCAUGCCACACCAGUCCUUCCUUACGCCAGGAUUGCAUUCAUACACACCCUCACCUUUCUUAAUAAGACAGACCUGGAGCACACACUAGGGGAGAGUGCAGCGCUGGGAGCUGCUGGAGUGGUGCUGUGGGGAGAGCUGAAAUUUGCCAAAUCCAAGCAUCAGUGCAUCCUUCUCAGAGACUACAUACACGCUGUUCUGGGUCCUUACAUCCGCUCACUGAGGUCUCACACCGACCGCUGCAGCCUCCAACUUUGCCACAGCAACGGACGCUGCACCAGGCGACGCCGCGGCUCUGGUCAUAUGGUCUCCUCAGGUCCAGCUAUUACCGCCCACCCCAAUGAAAUCAGCCUCCUCACGUACUCCUCUACUAGCAAACCUUUUCACAACCACUUCAUGUGUCAGUGCUACCCAGGCUGGACUGGGCAGGAGUGUCAAGUAAAGGUGGACGAAAACGGACAGAAGAACAAAUGACCCAAACUUCAAGUGUUCAAAGUGUUCAUGGAGAACAAAGGACAUGUUUGUAGAUUUGAGGCCUCCUAACAUCA